AGAAAAUUAAUAAAAAGAAAUCUGACAGCAUCAAGGGAAUUUUCAUCCUUUUUUGGUGUUGACAUUUAGAUCGUUAUUUUUAUGUAGUUUUUACAGUUAUCAUAAAUUUCUAAUAGUACAGAAACAAUGUAAAUUACUAGGAAACGGUACAAUGCUAAGAAUGUCGCGCGAUAACGUUCGGCAGGAACAAGAUCAAAACACGGCUAAGCUAGUGAUGAGCGCGUUCUACAAAGUGGCUGACAAGGAUGGCGCGACGGCAGCGCAGAUAACGAAUUUCUUACAAGAUAAAUUUGGCAAUGUAUGGAAGACAAAUAUGUUAACUACGAAGGCUGAAGAGACUCUGAAGAGGAGUGCGGUGCUAGGUUUUCUGGAACGGCGUGGCAACCGGUACGUGGCUAACUUGGCGCGAGGGAUGGGCUGCUGCCCCAAGAAGAAGCGCCGCCGCCGCAGCUGCUGCCGCAAACGCUGCUGCCCUAAGCGUCGCAAGCGCAGAAAAAAGAAGUGUUGCCCUCCUCGUCCACCUUGCUGUUGUAAGAAACCCUAGAAACAUGAUUUACCUACCUAUUGAUUGGCUAACCUAUCGAAUAACAAGUAUAAAAUAUACCUUAUAAUAA
Messenger RNA from Spodoptera frugiperda (fall armyworm), 614 nucleotides. RefSeq lists its product as uncharacterized. The transcript has a single exon. Lineage: Eukaryota; Metazoa; Arthropoda; Insecta; Lepidoptera; Noctuidae. The coding region runs from base 152 to 544 and encodes 130 amino acids. The record is from RefSeq and is a predicted model, not a curated record.